UCACUCACCUUAUUUCUCUCUUUCAUUCAUAUUCAUAUGAUAUAUUUUCACCUAUAAACAACUUUUUCCACUCAUACACUAAACAUGGAAAUUACUACUUUGUUUUUGUAUUUUGCUUCUUUUCUCUUCAUUGUUCUGUUCAAAUCACUCAUCAAAUCUUUCUUAUUUCCUUCCAAAAAUGGAAAACAAUUGCCACUCCCUCCUGGCUCUAUGGGUUACCCUUACAUAGGAGAGACUUUUCAAAUGUAUUCUCAAGAUCCUAGUCUUUUCUUUGCCAACAAAAUCAAAAGGUAUGGUUCUAUGUUCAAGUCUCACAUUUUGGGUUGUCCUUGUGUGAUGAUUUCAAGUCCAGAAGCAGCAAAAUUUGUGUUAAACAAAGCUCAAUUAUUCAAACCAACAUUUCCAGCUAGCAAAGAAAGGAUGUUAGGAAAACAAGCAAUUUUCUUUCAUCAAGGAAAUUACCAUGCUAACCUUAGAAGACUUGUUCUUCGUACCUUCAUGCCUGAAGCCAUCAAAAGCAUUGUUCCUAAUAUUGAAUCCAUUGCUCAAAGUUGUCUCAAAUCAUGGGAGGGAAAUUUAAUCACCACUUAUCUUGAAAUGAAAACAUUCACCUUCAACGUAGCACUUCUAUCAAUUUUUGGAAAAGAUGAAAUUCUAUACAGAGAAGAUCUUAAAAGAUGCUACUACACACUUGAAAAAGGGUACAAUUCAAUGCCAAUAAACCUUCCAGGAACACUUUUCAACAAAGCUAUGAAAGCAAGAAAAGAGCUUGCACAAAUCUUAGAACAAAUAAUCUCAACAAGGAGGUGCAAAAAGCAAGAAUACAAUGAUUUAUUAGCUUCAUUCAUGGAUGAAAAAGCAGGACUAAGUGAUGAACAAAUAUCAGAUAAUAUCAUUGGUGUUAUUUUUGCUGCUAGAGAUACAACUGCUAGUGUGCUGACGUGGAUUGUUAAGUACCUUGGUGAAAAUCCUAGUGUCCUUGAAUCAGUCACAGAAGAACAAAUGUCUAUAAUUGAGGGAAAACAAGGAAAUGGUGAAGAAAUUGGUCUAAAAUGGGAAGACACAAAAAAUAUGCCAAUAACUUCAAGGGUCAUACAAGAGACUCUUAGAGUAGCAUCAAUUUUGUCUUUUACUUUCAGAGAAGCAACUGAAGAUGUUGAAUAUCAAGGGUAUCUUAUACCAAAAGGAUGGAAAGUAUUGCCACUUUUCAGAAAUAUACAUCAUAGUCCAGAAAAUUUCAAAGAGCCAGAAAAAUUUGAUCCUUCAAGAUUUGAGGUUGCUCCUAAACCUAAUACUUUCAUGCCAUUUGGAAAUGGGACCCAUGCUUGUCCUGGCAAUGAAUUAGCAAAGUUAGAGAUUUUGGUUCUUGUACAUCAUCUAACCACAAAGUACAGAUGGUCAGUGGUCGGUGAAAAAAAUGGAAUUCAAUAUGGUCCUUUUGCUCUUCCACAAAAUGGUUUACCAAUCAACUUAUAUUCCAAGAAAUAGG
This is a messenger RNA of Trifolium pratense (red clover), 1489 nucleotides long. RefSeq names its product abscisic acid 8'-hydroxylase CYP707A2-like. Gene Ontology annotation, biological process: sterol metabolic process; abscisic acid metabolic process. NCBI's taxonomy places the organism in Eukaryota, Viridiplantae, Streptophyta, Magnoliopsida, Fabales, Fabaceae. The transcript has 7 exons. Gene Ontology annotation, molecular function: heme binding; iron ion binding; (+)-abscisic acid 8'-hydroxylase activity. The record is from RefSeq and is a predicted model, not a curated record. The coding region runs from base 85 to 1488 and encodes 467 amino acids.